AAAAUCACUCCUUUCUACGAUUCGCGUGUUGCUGCUUCGAGAUUGAAUUCGAGUCAGUCGUAUCUGAUCACUCUCAUUAGAAACAGAACUCGACAGAACCACUCUAACACACAGAUACGGAGUCUAACCCUCGAGUCUUGUCGAGAUAGUGAAUCCAAGUCCGACGAGCUGCAGAAAUCAGAAAUGGGCUAAAACUGUCUAUACGAUCAUUAGAGAGAGAGACGGAGAUGGCAGCAAACUCUGUUAUUUGAUUUCCCCUCGUUUAACUUCGCGGAUCCUCUGUUUUUCAGAGAACUGUUGUCAUUACAGAACAACAACGUUAUGUUUUCUCUCUGGUUCUUCCGUUGGCUUUGCUCCACCUUUGAUUACAAACCUGAUUAUGUGUCUCUAAGCCUUCUCUUUGGUUCCCUUUUGGAUGCAAGAGCUGUAAAAGCUGCGAAAGGCUUUCUAGAUUCAACCGGUUUUAACCCGGAGGUAACGUUGCUGGAGAGAUACGUGAAGUGUCUUUGCAAAGAUGGGUUGGUUGAUGAAGGUAUCAAAGUGUGUACUCUACUAAAAGAGAAGAAACUCGAUCGCUUCUGGAGCUUUAUCACCAGUGAAUGGCGGAAUCUGAGUUUGAUAUUGUGAGGAUAAAGUGUUUGAUUCAAGCUCUGUGUGAAGGUGAGGAGGUUUCACAAGCCUACGAGCUUCUCAAGAAGAGUUUGAAACAAGACACGCUGUGUAUCCCCAAUUGAUGUCUAUCUGGCUACUGUAAGAUUGGGAGCAACGCUUCUAUGUCGGAGACUCUUCACACCAUGAUUGCCUGGAACCAUCUCCCGACUAUUUACACCUACCAGGAGGUUAUAAAAGGGUUGUGUUGGAAAGAGAAGCAUCGCCAGGCGUUUUGUGUAUUCAACGAUCUCAAAGAGAGAGGCUACGCACCUGCACCACGAUGAUCCACGGGCGAGUUCACUUACAGUGUGAUGGUACAUGCGCACUUGGAAAGAGGCGAAGUUGUGCUUGCUAAGGAACUUUACGGGGAGAUGAUUAGGAAUGGGUUUGGAUAAACGACGGUCAGCUGUAAUACAAUGAUCACGGGGCUGUGCUCGUAUGGAAGAGCUGAUCAGGCUUUGGAGGUUUUCAAGAGAAUGUGUGAAACUGGAGUGGCGCGGGACGCAAUCACGUAUAACGCUUUGGUUCAAGGGUUUUGCAAGGAGAGCAAAGUUGAGAGAGGGAUUAGUCUGUUUAACGAGCUCAAGGCUUUUAGGUGUGAAGCCUUCUGAUAGGACUUACGCUGCACUCCGGAAGAUGAGGAAUCUGAAGAUGUCUGAUUCUGUUGCAGCUUCCUUAAACGAGAUUCUGGAGAGUGCGUGAAAGAAACUAAUUUUGUUGAGUGUCUUGUGUGAGUUCACAAAACUAGUUUAGAGUGUAAUGUCUAUAAAGCAGUAUUGAAUUAGUUCUAAGAAUACCUUUGCUGGAGGACAAGUUGUGAAGAAGUUCAAGUAACUUCUCAUGGUUUCUUGCUAAAAUGAUCUUCACUUCUUGC
Brassica oleracea var. oleracea is the source of this 1525-nucleotide messenger RNA. Its product is annotated as pentatricopeptide repeat-containing protein At5g18950. NCBI's taxonomy places the organism in Eukaryota, Viridiplantae, Streptophyta, Magnoliopsida, Brassicales, Brassicaceae. The record is from RefSeq and is a predicted model, not a curated record.